AAGGCGGUGGCUUUUCAAGAAGAAUGUUUUCUAGUUUUGCACCUUAUACUCUGCAAAUUUUUUUUAAAUGGAGGGGUGUGUGUUAUGAUUGUCUUAGUACCUCUUAUUAUGACAAGUUACACCAGCACUGCAUCUAACUGUAAGUGAACCACACUUCUGUUUAGUGUUAUUUUGUCCCUCUGAGAUAUGCAUAAAGCAUGCAAACUCCUUCUGCUAGUGUUCAUUUCAGAAUACUACUUUAGAUGUACCUCUCCCUCUUCUAUCCCUUUCUGCCACACACGCGCACACACACACUCAUAUAGCACCCCCACCCCCUUCUAUACCCGCCUCCUCCUCAUGCUUCACUGAAUGCCUGUUGCCAGGGCAGCCCGUCAAACUAGUGCUUAUAUUGGCUGAUUUUUAGAGCUGCUAGACUCUAGCUUCACAUGACCCAUCAAGUAUUACCCAAUGAAGAGAGUCUAUGCAAAUUUUUCCUACUUGAGUUAACAGCAUGCAUGUGGGCUUAUUCUGUUUGCUGUAAGAAAAAGCAGACAGGAUGAGAGCAUGGCUAAGAGGGACUCCAUUUUAGCAUUACUGAAUGUGAUUAUGCCAUACCUACAUCACUGAGCAGAAUGGCUUUCUACUGCAGUUUGCUAACCAGCUGGGAAGAGUGAAAGAUGGAAACAGUUGAAGAGCCCCAAAAGAAAAUUUUCAAGGCUAGAAAAACUAUGAGAACAAGCGAUCGACAACAGCUGGAAGUUGUGCACAAGGCUAAGGAAGAAUUUCUUCAAAAACAGGGACAGGGAGUGGUGGAGGAAUCUGCUACUACAGGGGCUCCAUCUCCUGUCCCCACACCACCCCCAACCCCUUCUACCCCACUUGUUAAUGGCAAGCAUAACUCAAAUGAAAAUGGAGACCUAGAGCAGCCAGACUCUCCCACUGUUGCCGAUAAAGCCACCUCCUCCCCAAAAUCACUUUCUGAAGAUAUCCAAGAGUCUGAAAAAAUGGAGGAGUUAGAGCCAACAUCCAGUGUUAACAUCAAUCAAAAAGAGACAGUGGAAUCAGAACUUUAUGAAGAUAUCUCUGAGCCAAGUCCUUAUUCUGAAAGCCCACAAGAUGCACGUGUGUCCCAGAGUCUUCCUGCCAAAGUGGUACAGGAGCAGCCUGAGGAGGUAAAGACUACAGAAAAUGUAAGAGAGGUGGAGGAUACAAAUUCUACAACUAUAAAGACCAUAGAGGAUAAAGGGAAUGCCGGGAAGCUGGCAGAUGAUGGUUCACCUGCAGAGAACAAAGAGCCUUCUCUUGAAUCAAAGGUUCCUGAGAUCAAGUCUGUCUCUCCUACCCCAGCUCCUUCACCCAUUGUCCUUCUAAUGCCUUUAGAAGUAGAGCACAGAGAUAAGAGUCCUACUCAAUUAGAAGAUAUUGGAGACCUUGCAAUUUCAAGCAGCGUGGAAGGUAACUCAGAGGAUUUCUCCGAUUCUCUAGUAAAGAAUAAGCAGAAUGAAAGGAAUGUUGAUAGUGAAACUGAAGAAAAGGCCUCUUCUGAUGAGAGAUUAGAAGCUGGGAGUCCUGGCCCUUCUGUAUCCACUACAGCAAUGGAAACAGAAACUGGUGACAGUGAAGAAAUUAUUCCGAUUCUAGAAAAGCUGGCCCCUUCUUCAUCAGCCCCUUUGUCUCCAUCGAGUCCCCCAAGUGAAGAUGUACUUUCUCCUGCUCAAUCUCCGUCACGACAAGAUAGUAGUGAUCUUGUACCUCGUGAAGGAUUUCUUGUGCUGAGUGAUGAAGAUGAGGGUGAAAAAGACAGAAUGGAUUGUGAAGAAGUACAAAAAGAUACUGUACAGUCAACAGCCACACUUCCAGAAGAAACGGACAGUACUAAUGUUGCUGAGGUUGAGACUGUGGAAGAACCCAAAACCUCAAGUAACCUUGAACUUGUGGCAGAGCCUGAGACAGAAGACCUAGAAAUGUCGACACAAAGGAAACGCUCUUGUUCCGAUGAUGUUGAAGUAUUGUCUGAACCUAAACGUCGUCGUUUUCUGGAAGGAAAUUAUGAGGCUGAGCUAGAGCUGAAGAUUACAGCUGCACGGGCUGAUGUCCACCAAAAACUGGAGAAGAUUGUACAGAGAAUUCUUGAAGAGAAAAUCCGUGCUUUGCAGUGGAGUGUGUUUGACAAAACACUAGAGGAACUGAAAAGUCGUGUAGAAAAGAUUGACUGUAGCAAAAGACAUGAGGCAGUGCUCACUGGACUUCAGGCUAAAAUAUCUAGACUUUCCAAAAAAUUUGGAGCUGCUAACCAAGCUCAGGAUGAGGCAAGGAAACAGCAGGAGAUCUCUGCUAGUCAGGCAGAUUUAUCUUCAGGUGCUGCUACCACAACAUAUCGAAUGGCACCAAAUAACAGCUGUCACUAUCGUCAAAAGAAAUACUUUGCUGAAGAUGUUUUGCACAUUAUUGAUGAUGCGGGCUCUGCGCUGUCAGAUGAGGAUUUUGAGAUGUCAGAAGGUACAGAAGAAAGCGACAAUGACAAUGAAGUUAGAAUGUCCCAAAGAUUGAGUGAUAGCAAUAGCACCAUACACCAAGUUCCAGCAACUGUCAUCUGGGAAGACUAUCCUGAGUUUGAUUCCUGGAAGCCCUCUUGGUUGCCAGAUUUCAAGAAAACACAUGGAGUUCUGGUGGACACUACUAACUAUGAGCCAGUUGAUUACUUUAAAUUGUUUUUUCCAGAGAGUGUUUUUGAAUUGAUGAGUAUGGAGACAAACAGGUAUGCUGAACGUUUUUUUAAUUCUCCUUGCAAGUUAUCACCACAUUCCCGUUUCUCAAAAUGGAAGCCCACAACAAAGGAAGAGAUGAAGGGUUUUGUGGCACUGCAAAUUGAGAUGGGACUUGACUGGCGGUAUAACUACAGAGAACACUGGUCUACACGUAAUGUUUCUCCAGGUGGAUUUGGAAAGGUGAUGCCACGAGAUAGAUAUGUAUUGCUGAACAGUUUUCUACAUUUUUGUGACAAUAAAAAGCAGCCCCAGAAGGGUGAACCAGGAUAUUACCCAAUAUGCAAGAUCCAGCCUCUACUUGACCUUACAAUGCCAACUUACAUGCAAGUGUACCAACCUGAUCGUGACCUAUCAGUGGAUGAGUCGAUGGUAAAAUAUAAAGGCCGUCUUUUUUUUCGUCAGUGCAUGCCAGAUAAACCAACCAAGUAUGGUAUCAAAAAUUUUGUACUGGCAGAGGCAAACACCGGGUACUGUCUUAAAAUAAUCACUUAUAUUGGCAAAUAUUCCUUCCCAAGAAAAGAUUGCUCCCUCACAACUCAGAUUGUUUUGGAUUUGCUACAAGGUUGUGACAAUAAGGGGCACAUUGCCUAUAUGGACAAUUUCUACACAUCGCCUGAUUUAUUUCUUGAGCUGCAGCGUAAAGGAAUUGGUGCCUGUGGUACAGCAAAGGCUUCUAGAAAAAAUAUGCCGCAAAAGCUGAAACCAAGCAACCUGAAACUAACAAGACUUGAUAAGCCAAUUUUUGUACGUGCAAAUAAUUUGGUGGCUCUUGUAUGGCAGGAUGUAAAAAGAGUAAUAUGUCUCACAACAGUUCAUACAAACAAUACAUGUAAGAAAGUAAUCCACCAAAAGGGAAAGCCAGAAAGAAGGGUGGUGAAUAAACCUAUAGCAAUUGAAGAAUACAGCGUAAAAAUAUCUGGAGUUGAUCGGCUGGAUCAGAUGUUAGGGGCAUAUGCUUUUGCCCACAAGUGCAUGAAAUGGUACCAUGCAGUCUAUCACCAAGUGCGUGAGGUUGCUCUGACAAAUGGUUACAUAAUUUACAAGCAAGAGAAAAAGAGUGACUGUCUGAAUGCUGCCAAUUUCCGCAAAAAAGUUGUGGAUGGUUUACUCUCCGAGUAUGUGGCAGUUGAAACUGUGAGGCAAGGCAGGCCAUCCCACAAAUCUUUGCCAAAUAGGCUAACCGAAUGUCAUUUUGCAGCCACCUAUGAAAACAAGAAGUAUAAGCCAGACUGUAUAGUUUGCAGCAACAGGCAGAAAAAACAGCGUCACCAGUGCAAUACAUAUUGUAAACAGUGUGAUUUACCAAUGCAUGCAAUCGGUUGCUUUGAGCGGUAUCACACAAUUCAAAAUUAUUAUAUAUAGAGUAUUCAUGCAUUUUUCAGACAUUUGUUAGUUUCUUGUUUUGCACAGUUACAAAAAUAUAAAGUGGCUUAGACAUUUUUGUAAACACUGUUUUCUGAAAAAAUGCAGACUGCAGUUGUGAUUUAAAAAAAAAAAAAUGUUUUGUUUGUCUAUUGUCAUUUCAUUAUUCAUAACAUUGCGGGGCUGAUGAACUUCUUACCAGCAAAUGUAAUAAUGGCUCAUCUAGCACAAUAGAAAGCAUAAGCCAUGUCCAAAGAGUAAUGUAUGUGUAUGUGUCUGUUGGAAUACCUGCCAAUGAUUUCUAAUUGUAUAUUAUUACUUUUGUUAAUUUUUUAGUCUGGGGAAGAAAAGGGGUGCCAGGUUCUAUAGCUGGCAAUUGUUAUUUCAUUGUAUUUUAUUUGAUUAUAAAUAACCAUCAAAAUUUGGCACAUUUCUGGAUCAGUAUUGUUAAAUAAAGAGUUAUUGUUACUUUGGUGUCUAUAUGUUAAUUGUUAAUUGAAGUAAUUGGUUACGGUUACCUUAAUAUAUGUCACCACUGUAUAAUGUAUAAGCAGUUUAUUUCAUACUGAAAUGGCAUUUACUAAGACAAAGAUUAAUAAUGUAUACUGUAUUGUACUUUAGUUCAUAUGUUAACCAAAUAAACUUUUCUCAGUAGAAGGAUGGAUUUACAUUUUCAUUUUUCUUGUAUGAAGUGCUGUUCUAAUUUAAUAGGGUAAAUGGAGCAAUAUGGUUGCUAAUUACAGAGUUGUUCUUCUCAAAAAUCUUGUCAAUAUGCUGGUAACUUUUUUAUGAGGUUAAGGAAUAUGUUACCCAAAAAAUUCUGUUACUGAAGGUUAACUGAAGAACAA
Messenger RNA from Erpetoichthys calabaricus (reedfish), 4957 nucleotides. It is a transcript of the gene atf7ip, whose product is annotated as activating transcription factor 7 interacting protein. Gene Ontology annotation, molecular function: protein binding; transcription coregulator activity. The record is from RefSeq and is a predicted model, not a curated record. Bases 657 to 4109 code for a protein of 1150 amino acids. The transcript is spliced from 10 exons. Gene Ontology annotation, cellular component: nucleus; transcription regulator complex. Lineage: Eukaryota; Metazoa; Chordata; Cladistia; Polypteriformes; Polypteridae. Gene Ontology annotation, biological process: regulation of DNA-templated transcription.